AUGAUUAUUUUCCAAGACGUUAUUUCAGGUGAUGAAUUAUUAUCAGACGCUUACGAUGUCAAAUUAGUUGAUGAUGCCGUUUAUGAAGCUGAAUGUGCUAUGGUUACUGUUGGUAAUGGUGAUAUUGAUAUUGGUGCUAAUCCAUCAGCUGAAGAUGGUGAUGAAGCAUUAGAAGAUGGUGCUGAAACUGUCAACAAUGUUGUCUAUUCAUUUAGAUUACAACAAACUCAAUUUGAUAAAAAAUCAUUUACUACAUACAUUAAAGGUUAUAUGAAAAAAGUUAAAGCUUAUUUAGCUGAACAUGAUCCAGAACAAGUUGAAAAUUUUGAAAAAGGUGCAACUAAAUAUGUUAAAAAAGUUUUAGGUUCUUUUAAUGAUUGGGAUUUCUAUACUGGUGAAUCAAUGGAUCCAGAUGCUAUGAUUGUUUUAUUAAAUUAUAGAGAAGAUGGUACUACCCCAUACGUUGCUAUUUGGAAACAUGGUGUUAAAGAAAACAAAAUCUAA
Molecule: messenger RNA, 504 nt
Organism: Lodderomyces jiufengensis
Lineage: Eukaryota; Fungi; Ascomycota; Pichiomycetes; Serinales; Debaryomycetaceae
Gene: TMA19
Product: Tma19p
Exons: 1
Coding region: 1-504 (167 amino acids)
Cellular component (GO): cytoplasm
Molecular function (GO): calcium ion binding
Source: RefSeq, a predicted model, not a curated record